ACCGAUUACAUCAUCCAUCAAUCAAUUUUUGUGAGCGCGCUUCUGUGCACAUCACCGCCCAUGUCGACCACCGGGGGACCCGCACACUAUACGGACCAGCUGAAGGAGCUGGCACGUUGUCUGAAAUCUCUACCCGCCAAGAUCCCAAUCAGCACGACUCACGAUUUUCGUGACUUUCAAUUGGAUCAGGAGGAGGUGGCAGAAUACGGAGAUAACAAAUGUGUCGUCAAUCAUGCACUCGAAGUUUCGUUUGGCUCGCGAGCGCAGGGAACUGUAGAGUUCAAGUCCAGGGGACCGGGACUAGAGGCAGUGAUUGACGUCCUUCGAGAGUACAUCACCGGCUCGCACGGAUCGAACAUCUUGCUCUGUAAAUGGGUGGAUGAUCUGAUUGUCGGAGCCAAGAAGGCAAUCAUGGAUACCGGUGGACGUGUGAGCUACUUAACGUUCAUGGAACGGCAGCUGUCUGAUACAGAACAGAUCCCACGACCGGUGACAACCACAGCUGGCAAGCGAACACUUGAGGAGGAGCAAAAUAGAGAGAAGGCUGUGAAGAGAGCACGGAAGGACGAGUUUGCGGCAAAAGAGCAUGGUGAAGCAGUGCUGGAGCAGCAGCGCAAGAAGACAGAGCAGGGAAAGCUUCCAUGGAAGUUUGAUGAUUUGGAGGACAUUGUGAUCAGCAGCAACACCAUCCCUUCCGGCAAACGCAGCCGAGGCCCACCAACAAACACUCUGCUUGAUCGGCUCUCAAUUGCGUGUCGUUCCAUCAGUAAACCGGACAAGGAGCGCUUCCGAUGUGCAGCCGAAGGCUGUCAAUGGAGUUGGGCUUCCCCUCGUGCAUCAGGUCGUGUUCUGUCACAUGCAACGGAGUGUAACUUUCUCUCUGAGAACCUCAGAGAGGAAGCACUGCUUGCAAGCGCUGAUGAUUUGUUAGGCGCAAGAGUUGAAGCGGCAGACAAGGCUAGCGAGCCCAGCACCUCAAAGGAGUCUUCUGCCUUCAAGGGGUUUGUAAAAGCAGGGAAAGACGAGCGUGAGACAAAAACCAAUCUACUAGCUCUCGAGCUUGUCUGUAGCGCUAGUUUGCCUCUGCAUCUCCUUGACAGCCACCACUUCCGAGUAUUUGUCAAUCAUCUUGAUCCGAAGAAUCACAUUUACGCAUCAACGACGUUCUCAUCGGACAAGAUUCCUAAGGAAGCAUCCCGGAUCACAGCUGCAGCGUACAAGAUGCUCAAGGAGGAAUAUAAUCUCACGAUCAGUUAUGAUGGCGCCACAAUUAAGCGCGGUCAGUCCAUCUAUACGUUCCACGUUACAACAGCAAGAGACCGUGAAUCCUAUUUUGUUCACGGAGAUGUGGCUUCUGGGACAUCACAUACGGCUGAGCAUAUCAAGAAGGCCGCGCUGAAGGUGAUUGAUUGCAUUGGCCUCGACAAUUUCUCCGGUGUCAGCUCAGACAGUACGGGCAACACACGGCUGUCUCGAGAGCUGCUAGUCAAGGAGAUCCCUACGCUCCUGAUUGUCCCUGAUCCGUGUCACCACGCUUCAAACCUCAUCAAGAAUAUAUGUGCACUCGAUUAUUUUGUCGAGCCUAUCUUCAAGAUACGCGACAUUGUAUCGCAUUUCUCUCAGUCAACCAUGUCCUCUACGCAUCUGGAUGGAAUGCGCGUCAUUUUGGACAUCAAUCAUGGCCUCGAGAAGAUUGGCAAGACUCGCUUUGGUACAAUCUACUGGGCGGGCUCUGCGCUGAUGCCGGUGAUGCCUGCCAUUUCCGCGCUGGCCAACAGUGGCGUAGUUGCUGUAAACAAAAAAAACAAGAGUGGUCGAGAUCUGUCUUGGAUCAGGAACCUUCGCGAAUACAGCGAUUUUGAGAUAAAACUUAGACAGCUCGUUGCUGUUCUGGAGCCGAUUGCGCGAGCCAUAAAGUGCCUCGAGGGGUCGCAGGUGACAGUUGGAGAUGUCUGGAUGUUUUUUGUGGCUAUCACAGCUGUUCUUGAUCAGCUUUUUGCCGAGGAUACUCUCAGCAUACCUGAGGACACGCAGGAGGAUGUCCGAGGGUUAGUCAACAAGCGCUUCGAAGAGUUCUUUGGUGCGCCCGGAGCUACAUUGUAUCUUGCAGGCUUCUUUCUCGACGCAGAUCGAGUCACUAGUCCGAUUCUCUGCCAGCGCAUUGUCAACCAGCUCGACAAGGACUCGGGAUCGUCAAUCCUCACAACUGCCACAGGGUCUGCAGACGCGACCGAUAAGGAUUUACGCGACUCGAUGCCAUCCUAUACGCUGGUCGGACAGUACCUCUACAGUCUCGUCAUGGCUGACAUCAAGGCCAAGCGCAAUCCGCCGCAAUAUGCAGUGUUUGAAACGAUGUCAGAGCUUCUCAGCGCUCUACGCAGUCAGGUCGAAGCUUAUACACAUCAAAAUCCACCAUUCUCUGCUCGGUCUUCAGCUUGGAGGUGCCCAUACCACUAUUGGAUUGCGAUGGGAGAUCGGGCUGAUGCAGCUCUUCUUGCGUAUUUGGCCAUUCGGAUUCUGGCUAUUCUCCCGAAUUCAAUGGCCGAGGAGCGAACAGUGUCCAGCUUCACAAGAUUGAACUCAAACGACCGCGCUAAUCAGAGCGCUCAAACAGUGAUUGCCAUGACCAAGAUCCAGCAGCAUCUCCGUCGUCAGCAGCGUCAGAAUUCGAAUGCACCAGCUAAAAUCUCCCCAGUCCUACGGUGGCGCGCGGUCAAGAAUCUCAUACCAACACAAGUGAAGACUCCGGCUGUGAUGACAGACGUGAACAGAGAGUCUAAGGACGAGGGCGACAAUGGACCAUUAGCCGUGGACUGCGCAGCGGGGCUGGAACGACUCGAGGAAACGGUACAGACUGCUCAAGCUGACCUGGGUAUCACUCCCUCGGCGGUCUUUGCAGCGGCGCAGCUGGGAGUGAAUACUCAACAUGCUUUCUUCCGAGAUUUACUCAGUGAUACAGCUGUACCCGGUGCGGAGGAGGUCCAGAGUCUCAGUGACCACGUUAAGGGCACCGGUUUGAGUUCAAAAUCAAUUCAGAAAGCUCGGAACUCCCUUAAUUUAGACGAGUCUACUCUAGAUACGAUAUUCUAG
Molecule: messenger RNA, 3090 nt
Organism: Mycena citricolor
Lineage: Eukaryota; Fungi; Basidiomycota; Agaricomycetes; Agaricales; Mycenaceae
Source: the annotation of a GenBank genome assembly